AUGGUUUCGUUGGGGGAAGAAGAGCUGAUGCGGUACUUGGCCCAAAUCGACCUUGAUGCGCUCCGGCUCGAGCCAAGUCCUCACCCAGUCCGUCUCCCGCUCCCAUCAGCCCACCGACUCCUCAGCAACUUCCAGAUCGCAACGCUGAAAACGGAAAUGAUGUCCGUUGCUUCAACAGCAGAGAAGAAGAUGUGCCCAACUAACUUGUCUGAGUCUACGAGCAAGAAAAAGCUGUUCAAGACCCAGAAGCAACUUCCAGCGAUAGUGAAGUACACGAAGCAUUGCCGAAUAAUUCAACCGGCGUUGAAAGCCAUAUGCAGUCUACUGGUUCGGCGAGCGUGUAUUAUACAAGAUAACAGCCUCGAGGCAGACUUUGAGGAAGUCGUGGACCACGACGAAUAUUCCACUGAGUCUGGUGUCGUAGCCGAUUAUCAAACGGCCGCUGGGGUGGAGAAGACAAGCGACGACGAUCUGUGUGAGCCAGCAAGCGAUACGGAAGGCAAAGCCAAUCGUGUUACACGUACUGAUGGCCCGCGAGCAUUUGUCGUAUUUGAGUCGGAUGCUGAAAACGACAAUAGAGACUGGGAUGACGACAACCAGUCUGUGGAGAGUGUCGAUGAGUCGAUACCAAUACCUCCUGAGUUGCACUAUGACAACGAAAUGAUAUCAGCAAUUGGAGAUUAG
Phytophthora nicotianae INRA-310 is the source of this 684-nucleotide messenger RNA. RefSeq lists its product as hypothetical. The coding region runs from base 1 to 684 and encodes 227 amino acids. The record is from RefSeq and is a predicted model, not a curated record. The transcript is spliced from 6 exons. Lineage: Eukaryota; Oomycota; Peronosporomycetes; Peronosporales; Peronosporaceae.